CCAGACAAGGAAGAAGAAAAAUGAAAACAGGAAUAACGGCCUGACGCAGUUACUGGGUGAUUCUGUGCAUUAGGAUAUACCUUAAAGUAAUGGUUAACUGUAACGGACUUUGGAUGCUGCGGUCCAAAAUCUCCUCGCCGGUGAACAAGAUCUGUGUUUUAAACACGGACAGCAGGUAGUAGCGACUGUUGGAGCUGUUAGCGUCAAUCACCGUGCUUUUAUUCCGUUAGGAGAAAUGCAACGACCGCCGAGCUACACUUAUCUCUGAACUCAAUCUAUGGGCACGAAACUCCACUUUUACCGCUGAAUAGUGCUCUGUAUUUAAACGAUUUAGCCUUUAUUAUAAGCAAUGGCGAACGACUUUGUAAAGACUUUUAUUAAGGUAUGUAAAAAUCUACAAGACCCCUGUCAUGUAGCGAGGUUUCAACAACUAUGCGGUGUUAAAGGGACAUUUCCGGAUAAAGCGACCAAGCCGGACAGUGGACGGUCUGAGCAGGACUGUCCCGGGCUGAGGAAGAGGAUCCAAAGCUCGGAUGUUAUGGUUGGGAAUGGAGCAGCUGGGGACGCGACCUCAGCGCAGGUUAACGGGGUGCAGGGUGACAACGCUGCCCGGCCUGAUGGUGCAUCAUCGGCGGCUAAUGUCGACCCAGACACCGCCAGAGCGAAACCCCUCCGGAGAAACUCCCUGACUGGAGAUGUGGGUCAAGAGUUCCUGAUCCACAACAAAUUCCUCUUCUACCUGUUUACGUUUGGGACUGAGCUGGGCAACGAGAUGUUCUUCAUCGUCUUCUUCCCAUUCCUCUUCUGGAACAUCGACGCCCUGGUCAGCCGCAGACUAAUCGUAGUGUGGGCCUGGAACCUGUUUGUGGGACAGUCCACCAAGGACAUGGUCCGCUGGUCCCGACCGGCUUCUCCUCCUGUGGUGAAGGUGGAGGUCUUCUACAACUCUGAGUACAGCAUGCCAUCCACACACGCCAUGACAGGGACGGCCAUCCCUUUCUGUCUCUUCAUGCUGACGUAUGGACGCUGGGAGUACUCCUUCCUCUUCGGCUUAUCUGUGGCUCUCAGCUGGAGCGUCCUGGUCUGUGUAAGCAGAGUCUACAUGGGGAUGCAUUCCAUUCUGGAGGUAAUUACUGGCUUCCUCUACAGCCUUCUUAUUCUCGCCUUCUUCCAUCCAAUUCUGGACAAGAUCGACAACUUCUACAUGACAAACCACUAUGCUCCUCUUGUGAUCAUCAUGUCACACGUGAGUCUGGGACUAGUUGCCUUCUCCCUGGAUUCCUGGAGCACCUCUCGCGGUGACACAGCUCAAGCUUUGGGCACAGGAGCGGGAGCUGCUUUGGCCUCACAUGUGAACCACCACCUGGGGCUGAUACUGGAUCCACCUCUGUCCUCACUUCCUCUUACUUUACCGCCGCUCAGCAUCAGCAUGGUGGCUCUGUCCCUGCUGCGCUUCGUCAUUGGAGUCGCCGUCAUCCUCAUUACCAGAAUGAUCAUGAAAGCAUUAACCAUCCCGUUGUUGUGCCGACUGUUUGGGCUGCCGUCAGAUGACGUAAGACAGGCAAGGCAGCACAUGAAAGUAGAGUUGCCGUACCGUUACAUUGUCUAUAGUGUUGUUGCUUUAAGUUGUAUCAGUGUGGUGCCUCUCCUCUUUAGGAUCUUAAACCUUGCCUGAGUGUUUUGUGCAAACUGUCAUUUACUGCUGACGUGUUCACCAACAUAAUGAAGGCAAACAGCUAUUACAGAAAUAUGCUGCUCAGACUAAAUUAAAGGAUACAUAUGGUGAUAUUCUAUAGUUUUAAGGUUGUGCCAUAGAGCAUAAUUAUGGCCUGUGGCUUAAAAAUGAUAAACAGAAAAGAGCCACACUUUUGCACUGGGUGACAUGUUCCUUCAUUAUGGUGAACUUGACCAUUGUAGUUUUUCUGAGAUGAUCCCACACCAUUUUCAUCACACCACGUGCAUCAUCUGAGGAUGAAGAAGACCCCCCAAAAAUACAGUAUUUAUAUCUGUUUCAGUAUUAAUGUUGAAAAUAAUCAAGAAAAUUAUUUGGUCUUUAAAAUUUUAAGUAUUUAUUUAUCACCCAUUUUAAUAAAUUUUAGUCUUCAUUAGGAACUUGUGGGUUCUGUGCCAGGGCCAAAGUCUAAAGGAAAUCAGUAAGCACUGAGAGACUGAUUUCAAUAUUUUAGUUUUUUUAAUUGUUUUUUUUUUCUUUUUUUUUUUUGAUGAUAUCAGCAAUAUAGAACAUCACCAGCCUUAUCCUUUAAGAGGCAACACUUUAAUGUGUUAACUGGAACUUUAAAAGACAGAAUCUAUCGGAUGUACUGUAAUGAUGCUUGCAUUCAUUAUUGAGGAAUAUAUUGCACACUUCCAUCGUUUGAUCAGAAAAUGUGAUGAUAUCUUAUCAGAGAUUUCCAUGCUCUAAUAAUAAACCAAACCAUGAAUCAGUAAUGUGUGAAACUACUACACUUCUCAUUUGUUGCUGUGCUGCCUGAAAGCGAUAAAAUACUUAAGGUGUUUAAGCUCAAGGGCGUCAGGGUAGCUAAAAAAAUCUCUAUUUAAAUCUUUACUUUUUUUUCCUGUCUUUGAAAAGGCCUGUUGUUUCAUCACAUUUUUUUACAUUAUCAUAGAAUUAUCUUGUCGCCUUUUUGUACAUCUUUUUGCUUUUUUUUGAAAACCAUUUGUAUUUUGGGUCCUAAUGUAAGUUAAGAGAUAAUCAUUUGAAUGCAUUGAAUUAAAAGGAUAUGUAUUUUUGAUGAAGUAUUUUGCCAUUUAAACUAACUUGAGCUGAGCUCUUGCUCUAGAAAAAUCUAAACUUAUAUCGUUCAUACUUGAUUUUAAAGUAUUUCGUUUAGGAACGAUUCCUGCUGCACCCACAGUGUAUAAAACACUUGUCAAAGUGUCGUUUGUUAUCUGCUGGUGUAAUUUUCCAAUAAUGCUUUACUCCUAUACUAAUGAAUAAGCAUUUAUACUCAUAUCUUCAUCCAGUAGUUAUGGAAAUGUAUAGCUCAGUUAUUACCAUCCAUUCUCCCAAUUUUUUCUGUCAAGGAAAGACUGUAUGUUAUGGAAAAAUAUGCAAACAAGGAGAAUAAAAUAUUACAAAAACA
Messenger RNA from Cheilinus undulatus (humphead wrasse), 3104 nucleotides. Its product is annotated as sphingosine-1-phosphate phosphatase 1-like. Bases 350 to 1675 code for a protein of 441 amino acids. The transcript has 3 exons. Lineage: Eukaryota; Metazoa; Chordata; Actinopteri; Labriformes; Labridae. Gene Ontology annotation, biological process: sphingosine metabolic process; phospholipid dephosphorylation. The record is from RefSeq and is a predicted model, not a curated record. Gene Ontology annotation, molecular function: sphingosine-1-phosphate phosphatase activity. Gene Ontology annotation, cellular component: endoplasmic reticulum membrane.